Messenger RNA from Oryza sativa Japonica Group (Japanese rice), 7036 nucleotides. Lineage: Eukaryota; Viridiplantae; Streptophyta; Magnoliopsida; Poales; Poaceae. The record is from RefSeq and is a predicted model, not a curated record.
AUUAGGUUGCUGCUACCAAGACCUUCCCUCUCGUCUUCCUUCCAUAGAUCUCCACUCGGUAUCCAUGCGCGUUGUAUCUCCUUCUUCGGUUCUUCCUCCGCGUCAUCGUCGUCGUCGUCUUCUUCUUCCUCACAACUUAUAUAAGCUCGAUAUGGACACCAGCUGAUCAAAACCACGAUUAAUCAACUGAUCAACAAUCAACAAGCUCGUCGUACACAUAUACCUGAAUUUCGUUCCAAAAUGGCUCGACCCACCCACCCCAUGGCGAUGCGGCUGCUGAAGAACAUCGGCCGGCGAGCUCCAGCAUCCAUGGCUUGUGUAAGCUCGGCCUUCUCCCCCGGUGGCUGCGGCGUGCAGGUCUUGCCGGCGACGACGGCGGCGGGCGUGGCGUUCUCCGAGACCAAUAAGGGUUACUCUGAACUGAAGCAGAUGUACCAAGCUUUUUGUUUCAAUCAUCCUGGGCUCUAUGACAGUGAUACUGGUUGUGAUGAAUAUGUGAAGAGAAUGCGAGCAAUCGUCGAGUUAGUUUGUCGUCUUGAAAAAGAAGGCCAGGACUGGACAUCUUGCACCAUUGAAUGGGACAGCGAGAGGGACUUGCCGAUUGUCCCGCAAUGGACACCGUCAUCCCGAACCCGAACCAUGACAGUCGGUGAUCGCCAUGCCCUGCUCGCCGCCGCCAUUGUCGUCGCCGGCGCCGCCACCCUCGUCGCCGGCGCCGCUGUUGUUUCCCGUCAAAAAUGAACAAUUUUCACCUACGUACUUCUGUGAGUAAAAAUGACAUGGAUGAUGUAUUCAUUGAUCAGUGUGUAUUUAACUCUGUACUUGUAUUUGUAUCACCAAAGAAUUAAUUAUUAGCGGUUCUUUUAUCUGUUUGUUAAGGGUGAAUUUGUUGCACCUGUUGCCUACAUGAUUAACAUGAAUUUGUUACUGAUGUAGCGUUUCAUGGUACCUGUAUAGUUUUCAGCAUUGCUUUGCUUUGCUGCAUUAGUCAUUCAGGGGAAGAAGAAUAACUGAACAUAUUAGAUGGACUUAAGAGUUAUUGUUCAUGAACCCAAAACAGUUCAGAUGAUAGUCCUGACACUAUAUAGAACUGAACUGAAUAACUGAAGAGCACAAGAAAUGAAUGCAAAACUCGAUUCUUAUUUCAGAGUCCAUGAGGGAGUUGCAGAUUUGCUCAUUUGAAUAAACAUGUAUACUACUAGAUUGCAGGGUUGACAGAGUCAUCAGUAUUUUCCCCUCCUGAUGGUGUCAACUGGCUUGGUAAAUUCAUUAAUUAGGACUAAAUGCGGAAAUGGGCCAUAGGCUGUCAGGACUCAGGAAUGAGGAGAGACAGAGAGUGAGACCUGCAGGCUUACAGAGUUUCAGACCGCCACGUUCAUCACAUGUUAGGACCAGCAGGAGCAACCCUGAAGAGGUACAGUAUGCGGGAGAUGACGGCAACACGGUGGAUGGGGAACAGGACGGAGGCGGUCGUCAAGAUGGCGUCUUCGUCAAGGAAAAGCGUAAUCGUCGAGUGAACAUGAAGUAUAAGGGGUCCGAGUGGGCCGUCUAAGCUUUGUGGGUUAUCGGCCCAAAUUCAUGUAACGAGAGAGAGAGAGAGAGAGAGAGAGAGAGAGAGAGAGAAGUAACUAAGAACUAUAUGUAAGCUGGCAACAGCUAGAAGGAAGGUUGGCUUGGAACUCGGCAAGGUGGCGAUGGCGGCGGCGGCUCCGCUCGGUUGAGCGUGAGAUAAUCUAUCAAUCUAGUUCGAGUUCCACAUUUCUGUGUUCUUGUUGCGAGAGGCUGUUCUGUUGAUAAGGGUUCUAACAAAAUCUGGUAUUAGAGCUUUGCGACCUUAAUCUCUUGAUUCGACCGUAGAAUCACCGAUCGGGGAUUGAGACUCACCUCCUGGGGUGGUGUCUCGCGAAAAGGCAACUUGCCUCGAUUGGGUUGGUCGAGUUUGGAGCGGUCGCGGGAUCUGGACGCCAGAAAACCACGCUGAGAAAUUUGGGGAAGGUCAACCAUGGUGCACGAAACAAAGUUGGAUCUCUUGUUGAAGAAGAUGGAGGAGAACGAGCGGAAGAGAGCGGAAGCAGAGGAGCGGACUCGUGCAGAUCUAGCGGAGCUCAAGAAGGUGGUUGAGGCGAGGUUGCCGCUAGUGGAGAAGCGUGUGGAGGAAGUCGCUUCGGUGGUCGGAUCCUUGAGUACGAAGGUCGAAAACAUGGAGGGUACUCUGCUGAAACAGGGAAGAAUGGAGAAGAAACCAGCUGAUGUGAAGGAAGAGCAAUUCACGCCCCAAUCGUCGUUCCAGAUUCAAGGUAUGCGAGAUCCCACUUUGAAUUCUGCGAAUAAUUUCAAUUUUGAGCCAAUUGCUUCACCGGGGUCGGGUAGUGCAAGGACAAAUUUGGGAAGCAGCUUGUCACCGAUGACGUGCCCGCAGUUCAAUGGAGAUAACCCCCAGAUGUGGAGAGCUAAUUGUGAAGUUUAUUUUGAUGUUUAUGGAAUUCCGCCUAGCAAUUGGGUUAAGAUUGCAACUCUGAAUUUUGUGGGAAACGCUGCCUUCUGGUUACAAUCAGUGAGGAAUCAGCUGAUAGGGGUGACGUGGUAUGACUUAUGUGAAAGGGUGUGUGCCAGAUUUACUCGAGAUCGACAACAAGCAUUGAUUAGGCAAUGGUUGAGGGUUCAGCAGACUACUUCUGUUGCAGAGUAUGUUGAGAAGUUUGAUAGCAUCAUGCAUCAACUGAAUGCUUAUGAAAAUUCUGCUCCCAUUGAAUAUUUUGUUACAAAAUUCAUUGAUGGCUUAAAGGAAGAGGUUCGAUCAGUUAUCUUGGUUCAGAGGCCCCAAGACCUUGAUACUGCUUGUUCCUUAGCUAUGCUGCAAGAAGAGGCUCUGGAAGGACUGAAGGCUGGAAGUUACAAGAAGUCAGAACAGAUGGGAAAUUAUAUCAAGUCAGUACCGAGGUCUGCAUCACAGACAACUUUGUUCUCUCCUUCUCCACAGAAGGUCAACUCAUCAGCGGCCCUAGAGGCCACUAGAGCUAAGGAAGACAAGGUUGCAUCACUUAAGGCAUAUAGAAAGUCUAAGGGUCUUUGUUUUAUAUGUGGGGAACGGUGGGGGAGAGAUCAUAAGUGUGCUAAUGCAGUACAACUACAUGUAGUACAAGAGCUUAUGGAAGCUAUGAACAUUGAUAAUGAAGCAAGUCCUGAAGUGGAAACACCUGUUGAGGAAGAAGUGAGUCUGCUUGCUAUUUCUCAACAAGCCCUGAAUGGUACUGAAUCAAGCAAGUCCAUACGACUAAGGGGAUGGAUUCAGGGUACAUAAUUGCUAAUGCUGGUGGAUUCCGGAAGUACUCAUUCCUUCAUAGAUGAGCAAAUUGGCAGAAAACUAUCUAGAGUGGAGAUACUGAAACAACCUUUGAAGGUACAAAUAGCUGAUGGAGGACAGAUAGUGUGCAAUCCAGUAAUUCCUGGUUGCACAUGGUGGAUGCAGGGGCAUAGUUUCAGAAAUGAUUUCACACUUAUAACCUUGGGCAAUUAUGAUAUAAUAUUGGGUAUGGAUUGUCUUGUGCAGCACAGCCCAAUGCAAAUAGAUUGGAGUUAGAAGUGGCUAGAGUUUCAGUACAAUAGUCAACUCAUUAGAUUGCUGGGUAUAUCUUCUCAACCUAAGCAAUGUUUUGAGAUAACUGGGGAGCAAUUAAUGGGUAUGGCAAAGUUGGGUUCCAUCAUGUAUAUGAUUCAAUUGACUGAAGGCAGACCAGAGGAACAUCAGAAUGUACCUGCUCCAGUGCAAAAGAUUUUACAAGAAUUUGCAGGUGUUUUUGCUGAACCUAGGGGCCUGCCCCCUACCAGAUAUUGUGAUCAUAGAAUUCCUUUAAUAGAGGGAGCCCAACCAGUUAACCUGAGGCCUUAUAGAUACAAUCCGGAGCUCAAGGAUGAGAUUGAAAGACAAGUUGCUGAAAUGUUGUCAUCAGGGGUCAUUCAACCUAGCCAGAGUACUUGGUCUUCACCUGCCUUGUUGGUAAGGAAGAAAUAUGGGACUUGGAGACUCUGUGUUGAUUACAGACACUUGAAUGCUUUAACUAUCAAGAGCAAGUACCCAGUUCCAAUAAUAAAGGAACUGUUGGAUGAAUUGUCUGGAGCCAAGUGGUUUUCAAAAUUAGACCUCAGGGCAGGUUACCACCAAAUCAGAAUGGUACCAGGGGAGGAGCACAAAACUGCCUUUCAGACACAUUCUAGUCACUAUGAGUACAGAGUUAUGUCCUUUGGACUAACUGGGGCUCCAGCUACAUUUCAGGGAGUAAUGAACAAAACUCUGGCUUCAGUUUUAAGGAAAUGUGCUUUGGUGUUUUUUGAUGAUAUAUUGGUGUAUAGCCCAGAUCUACAGUCACAUUUGACCCACUUGAAACAGGUCUUGCAACUUCUCAGACAAGAUCAUUGGCAGGUCAAAAUGAGCAAGUGUUCUUUUGCCCAACCUCAAGUGUCUUACUUGGGCCAUAUCAUUGGAGCACAGGGGGUCUCCACUGAACCAAAGAAAAUUCAGGAUGUACUUACAUGGCCGACUCCUAUAUCAGUUAAGAAAUUGAGGGGAUUUUUGGGAUUGGCUGGCUACUAUAGAAAGUUUGUAAAAAACUUUGGUAUCAUCAGCAAACCUUUAACACAGUUGUUAAGGAAGGGAGUGUCUUUUAGGUGGGGAUCUGAAGCUGAAGCUGCCUUCCAACAACUUAAGCAAGCUUUAACCUCUGCUCCUGUACUUGGGUUACCAGAUUUUUCCAAACAGUUCACUGUGGAGACAAACGCCAGUGAUGCUGGUAUUGGAGCAGUGUUGUCACAGGAAGGACACCCAAUAGCAUAUCUCAGCAAGGCCCUGGGGCCAAGGUCCAAGGGACUGUCGACAUAUGAGAAGGAGUGCAUGGCUAUUUUGUUAGCAGUCGACCAUUGGAGGUCUUACUUGCAGCACCAAGAGUUUCUGAUUCUAACUGACUAUCAUAGCCUGGUCCAUUUAGAUGAUCAAAGAUUGCACACUCCCUGGCAGCAGAGGGCUUUUACUAAGCUACUGGGCUUACAGUAUAAAAUCGGUUACAGGAAGGGUAGCAGCAAUGCUGUGGCUGAUGCUCUAUCUCGUAGGGAAGUUGGGGAAGGGGGACAGUUAUCAGCCAUCUCAGUAAGUACCCCUACUUGGUUACAGGAAGUAACAAAAGGAUAUGAGCAGGACCCUCACACAAGCCAGUUGCUAGCUGAAUUAGCCAUCAAUUCUAUUGCCAAGGAACACUAUACAUUGUCGCAUGGGCUCAUUCGUUACAAAGGAAGGAUUUGGAUAGGCAACAAUACAGACCUACAGAACAAGUUAAUUGCUGAACUUCAUCACAAUCCCAUUGGGGGGCACUCGGGUUUUCCUGUCACAUAUAGAAGAAUUAAAAGAUUGUUUGCUUGGCCUGGAAUGAAAAAGCAAGUUAAAUGUCAGCUUCAACAUUGCCAGGUUUGCAUUCAAGCCAAACCAGAAAGAGUCAAAUAUCCAGGGUUACUUCAACCCUUGCCGGUACCAGAAGGAGCAUGGCAGACGAUUACCAUGGAUUUCCUUGAGGGUCUUCCAAAGUCUGAAAGGUACAAUUGCAUUUUGGUAGUGGUGGAUAAAUUUUCAAAAUAUGCACAUUUUGUUCCCCUGACACACCCAUUCACUGCUGAGACAGUAGCCACUGCUUUCAUGAAAAAUAUCUAUAAGUUGCAUGGUAUGCCUAGAGUGAUUGUAUCUGAUAGGGACAAAAUUUUUACUAGCCAAUUCUGGGAGUAUUUGUUCACUAAGUCUGGUACUGAGUUACACAUGAGUUCAGCCUACCACCCCCAAUCUGAUGGGCAGACUGAACGAGUUAAUCAGUGUGUGGAGCUGUUCUUGAGAUGUUUUGUUCAUGCCACUCCUACUAAGUGGGCAGCAUGGUUGCAUUUGGCAGAAUUUUGGUACAACAAUGCUUAUCACUCAGCUGUGAAACAAACCCCCUUUGAAGUCAUUUAUGGCCAUCAACCAGCUCAUUUUGGUAUUACCAUGGAAGAUUGUGCAGUACCUGAUUUACAGGAAUGGCUGAGGGACAGAAAAUUUAUGCAUCAGCUUAUACAGCAGCAUCUGCAUCGUGCUCAGCAACAGAUGAAGGCUUAUGCUGAUAAAAAUAGAAGCUUCCGGGAGUUUCAGCCGGGUGACUGGGUUUACUUGAAGAUUCAGCCUUAUGUUCAAACAUCAGUGGCUAGAAGAGCCAACCAUAAGCUAUCUUUCAAGUAUUUUGGUCCUUUUGAGAUUCAGCAUAAAGUGGGUCAAGUGGCAUACAAGCUGGUUCUUCCCAAUACCUGUUUAAUCCAUCCUGUGGUCCAUGUAUCUCAACUUAAGGCUGCCAAGGGUUUCCAACCUGCUCUACAGCAUAGCUUGCCAUCUUCUUUGGGGUCCUUGGAAAUUCCUGUGCAGUUCUUGGAUCAGCGAGUGGCUAAAAAAGGUAACGCUGUUGUAACUCAAUUGCUCACACACUGGUCAGGUACUGCAGCUGCUGAUGCGACUUGGGAGGACCAAGAAGAUCUGAAGGCUCGCUAGCUCAUUUUCCAUUCGCACCGGCUUGGGGGCAAGCCGGCUCUCAAGGAAGGGAGGAUGUUAGGACCAGCAGGAGCAACCCUGAAGAGGUACAGUACGCGGGAGAUGACGGCAACACGGUGGAUGGGGAACAGGACGGAGGCGGUCGUCAAGAUGGCGUCUUCGUCAAGGAAAAGCGUAAUCGUCGAGUGAACAUGAAGUAUAAGGGGUCCGAGUGGGCCGUCUAAGCUUUGUGGGUUAUCGGCCCAAAUUCAUGUAACGAGAGAGAGAGAGAGAGAGAGAGAGAGAGAGAGAGAGAGAGAGAAGUAACUAAGAACUAUAUGUAAGCUGGCAACAGCUAGAAGGAAGGUUGGCUUGGAACUCGGCAAGGUGGCGAUGGCGGCGGCGGCUCCGCUCGGUUGAGCGUGAGAUAAUCUAUCAAUCUAGUUCGAGUUCCACAUUUCUGUGUUCUUGUUGCGAGAGGCUGUUCUGUUGAUAAGGGUUCUAACA